UUUGCUCCUGUCCACCAACAAGCGCACAUUGUUUGCUGGCGAUCAUCGGUCGGGAUCGUAAAGGAUGUGAAAUGUGCGAUCGACCAUCGCUGUAGUGGCUAACAUCUCGCCAAGUGACCCGAGAUCUGUUAGCGCGGAACGCAACUACGUUGCGGCAUAAUUGUCACCCAAAAUCGGAUGUUCGUGCUGUUCAAGUGACCAUCGCAAAAGGAACCAAUUACUAAUGAAAUCAAAGUAGAACACAAGAGAGAAGAAGUGACCCCUUACAGGCAUAUCCGUUGUUAUAUCCUAGGGUGGUGGUGUUACUUUCAAGACUGCGUUACUACGAGAAGAGGAAAACAGAAGAUGGACAAACCGUCGCGUCCUGUGCGAAAUCGUAAGCGUAGUAGGAAAGCAUGGCCACCGGGUGACACACAUGGGCGGCCGGUCAAGAGGUUGUUCACGCCGGAGAUUAAGCGACUACUAAAGGAUUGGUUGGUUCGGCGGCGCGAUAAUCCGUACCCGAACCGGGAGGAAAAGAAACUGCUGGCAAUCGAAACGGGCCUCACGUACACGCAGAUCUGCAACUGGUUCGCGAACUGGCGCCGAAAGCUCAAAAAUUCCGGCAACGAUCCACUGCGAAAGACCUGGGGCAACCUGAUCCGCCAUUACAACACGAACGCCCGGGGCAAUGUGGAGCAGUUUAGCAUUUGUUCGAGUGACAGCAUUUGGAGUGGUGCCGAUGGGGAGGAUUCGAAUGAUUCGCGCCACACAUCACCUGCAUCCGCCCGGAAUGGGCGACCGGAGCACGUGGUAAUGCUUCACGCCACCGCUAGGCAGCAUGGAGCUCACGGGGCGUGUAGGAUGCCCUUCUCAUACGUCAAGUACAGCAGUCCACCGGCCAGUGCGGAUCCUUACGAUGAGAUGGGGUACAAUGAAAUGCAUCCACAUCCACGCCACAACAAGAAUAGCGCAUCAUUUCGAAGCAAAAAUGGACGAAAGUGUGCGGAGUAUGUCAGAAGGUUCCCGCCGGAAUACAGUACCAGUCCAACGACGAGCAGCACCAGCGUAUGCCAUGGUCAGCUAGAUGAAAGUCCGUCUUCAUACGAAGAUGUGCGGCCAACGUGCUGCUUCGAUCACUGCUACACCCCACGGAACUACGAGACCGUGUUCGGCAUACCGGAAGAUACCAGGUGCUACAAGAUCGAAGCAGGCCACAAAUAUAUACCGGAUGGUAGCCAUGCGACACUCGAGCCCCUCAUCCUCACUGCCAAACCGUCCGGAUUUGGGCGAUUCGAACAUGGCAAUGAGCGAACGGGGCUUAUGGGAACAACAACAGCCACCCUGUUUCUUGCCCAGUCUCCCCAUCUUUCUCCGACGACGACCGGUGCAACAUUGCCGGUACCAGCGCAGAACCGUUCGAGCAAGUACAAGAGCAGCAUGAUGGAAAAGUAUCUACGGGAUCUAAGUGAGCUGGAAGCGGAUCACAGCAGACAGCCGGUGAUCAUGGCAACCAUUCCGUUCCAGCGGAGCUACCAAAAUCACCAUCACCAUCUGUGCCAUCGCGGAUCGGUGGAUGAGGAACCGGACCACGAUGCUACCGAUCCGUACCGAGCGGAACCGGCGCUCGUUCACGCCAUAAUGGACUCUGCCGAUCGACUAAGCUGUGAUACGGGUGUCCUCGAUGCACCACCACCUUCACUGUCCAAGUGGCUAGAAAGUGCGGCCAAGUUUACCCCCGCGAAGCACAACUACAUCGGCGGUGAUUGGGAAAAGUCUGGGAAACAAUCGACGGCAAAAAAACGUUGUGAUUCCGGGGGACUGUAUGGGUCCCUUUCGGGCCAUCCGGGACAAGGAACGAAUGGAAUCUCACUAGAUAAUGCACUCGGAUCGGAUGGUAGUGUAACGCUUACCCAUCAGAAGGACGAGAUCGAUGCAGCCGAAGCGUUGACACGUUUAGCGAACAAUUUUCGGACGAAAUUCUCCAGCUAACA
This is a messenger RNA of Anopheles aquasalis, 1973 nucleotides long. RefSeq lists its product as uncharacterized. Gene Ontology annotation, cellular component: nucleus. The record is from RefSeq and is a predicted model, not a curated record. Gene Ontology annotation, molecular function: RNA polymerase II cis-regulatory region sequence-specific DNA binding; DNA-binding transcription factor activity, RNA polymerase II-specific. Gene Ontology annotation, biological process: regulation of transcription by RNA polymerase II; muscle organ development; cell development. Lineage: Eukaryota; Metazoa; Arthropoda; Insecta; Diptera; Culicidae.